This is a messenger RNA of Phytophthora nicotianae INRA-310, 1180 nucleotides long. RefSeq lists its product as hypothetical. NCBI's taxonomy places the organism in Eukaryota, Oomycota, Peronosporomycetes, Peronosporales, Peronosporaceae. The transcript has a single exon. Bases 95 to 1063 code for a protein of 322 amino acids. The record is from RefSeq and is a predicted model, not a curated record.
AGCCUAAUCGCACGAUUAAUCGCACCACUACCGAAGAACAUUAAAAAAUGCCAGAUGAGAGGAAGCUACUCAUUCUGUGUCGACGAUAUCGCCAAUGCAAACACCCCAGGAGCGAGUGCGAACAUCCCCAUACCCAGAACGGCGCCGUAGUCCAGCGUCAAGUGAUGUGUAUCAACCAGCAACCUCUCACAUUUACCGCUUGGUCAUGCAGCCCAUCGUGAAGGCGACGGUAGGAGAGCGAGACAGCUCUGGUGACUCCCUUGACCCCUUCGUGGCUGGCGGAACUUCGUUUCAGGAUAUUCUGGAGAAGAUUUGGGAUCAAUUCAGCUUCCAUGUUAAAGGGAGAGCAGUGACGUCCGACGGAGCUUGGGCUGUCGAGCCAGCUGCUAUCGAUUCUUGGUCCAAGUUCAUGGUGUUCAAAGUGAAGAAACACAUCAUCGACAGCUCAAAAUCCGACGAAGACUGGAACGCUUGGCUUCAAUCAAUGCAUGACAAGACCGUCACGCUUCUAAUCUACGAUUAUGGUGUCGGUCUUGGGAGAAAACAAGAUCGCCAAGCUUUUCAGAAGGACUGUAUUCUCCCAGCAGAGACUGACAGGGCCGGCGCGGCUGCUGAAGUCACGCUUCGUGAGGUUGUGGGCCGCCUACAGGACCUUUGGGGGGCCACAUACACUGGCGAAGCUGUGGUGUGGCGUAUGUGGGCGACUGAGGUGGUUCGCAGUCAGGAUCGCACCGCAUGGGAGGAUAAGAAACGUGCACCACCACCUUUACGUGUUUUGCGACUCUUAUCGGCUGCUCAUUCUCGCAUCCAAGAACAUCUCGAUGAUCUUAACCACUCGACUCAAAUCGCUCUCGAUUGUGUGAACGCAUCUAUCGCUGGAUCAAUGGAGCUACGUCGCGACUGGGAGGCAUAUGGUCACCGACUCGAGAGUUUUGAGACGAUGUUGCAGUCUCGCAAGGCCCAAAUUGAGUCGCUCCUCCACUAUAUGCCUCUACCAGCCAUUGAAGAGUUGGUUGAUCCGCUGCAGAACAUGGAAAACCUUGAAGAUUUCGAACAUCAAUAAUACAGCAGCAGGAAGAAGACCAGAAAGAAUUAGCGAGCUUGCUAAUCAUUCAUUUGUUUUACUAUCUUAACUAAGCGUACGAAAGCCUAAAGUAUCCUCGUCCAAUUCCUGUUCCUC